CUUUAUAUUUCUUUAAUUGUAUAUAUUUCCCCCCCAAGACGCCCCCGCUCUCUAGAUCAGAUCAUCAGGAGAUUACAGGAUUUAUUGGAGACAGUAUGAGAAUAUGGUUUCACAGUAGAAACCGUGGAGAAGUAACGUGGUGCAGACUGAGCAGUUCUUGUGCAACCGUUACAUCAAAAUCAAUGGAUGAAACACAUUUGGCCAUUAAUGAGAAUCCCAAUAAUAAUUUUACUGUGACUAUGAGUGGAUUGAGCACAGAGAGCAGCGGCUGGUAUUACUUUGUUAUAGGGGAUUUACAGAUGCCAGUGCACCUAACUGUUACAGAGAGACCCUCCACUAUCACAUUAUCACCCACUACUCAUCAGUCCACUACUACUCAUCACACCACUGUUAGAGAGAACCAGACCUUUACCACAUGUGGAACUGGACAGAAGAGCAGUGAUAAAGAUGGCCUGAAGAAGCUCAUCAUCACUCUGGCUUUGUUGAUCUUCAUAGUAAUGAUGACCUUGAUCAUUUGGUUUAUACUGAAGACACACAAGCAACGGAAAGUGAAUUCAUCAGCUACAGUUAAGGCUGAAGAUAAUGUAACAUACUGUGAUGUUACAUACAGGAGAAGAACUUCAGUGCAGGCUGGAAGUGAUGUAAUAUACAGUAACACUGGCAAAGGAACAUCAGAGCAGAUGUCAUGCACAGAUGUGGGUGUGAUUUAUAGUUCUGUGGUUACUAAAAGGUAACAGACUGUAAAACAGGGUUGAGGCUACAGCACAACGACAGUCACCACCAACUGCAAAUUUGAAUGUUUGAUGCUUCAUAAGUCAUGCUUCAUACAUUUUAAGAGCAUAUUUAGAAACAAUUAUAUUUUUUAUUCAUAAUUCAUGUUAAUACCAUGUUUAAUAUUAAUGAGUAUAUCUUUACUACACAAGUUUUUUCUCAUUCUCACUUGAACUGUGUUUUCGCUAUCUUUUUUUUUUUGCUCAACAAGCAGCAUAUUGUGAUGGACAGCUUUGCUUUAACAAGAGGAGUUUAUAAGAAAUAUAUAUAUACUUUUCUUGAUUAAUGGUUUAUUUAAUGUUUUAUUCAGUCAAUCCUAAAUAUGUGUGAUGUUGCUGUGCUGGUGGACAGGUUGAGGUUUUGCUUUUGGUGUGUGUGGGUGAGGGUGCAACCAGCUGCUAAAACCAAGCAAAUCAAUUAAGCAAACAAUCUAUGCAAAAUAAAUAAGUAGGGAUGUACCUUAGUCUGACACAUUCAUAACUAAACAACUGCUGUACCAUGAUUUACCUUUGAGAUUAAUACUAAUACCAAUAAUAUUGUUAAGGUUACAUUCACAUAUGCCUUGCUAUAAAUAAUCUCAUACUACUUAAUAAUAGCCAUGACAUACAACCUCACAAUUUCCAUAUUUACACAUUAUUGAUAUUGUUAGUGAUAAGUACCAGUAGUGCUUACAGCUAAGUUUACAAAGCCUGUUUAUCAGCUCAGGUGUCCCAGUACAAGGUUAGUAAAGCUGUAGCUUAACAUUGUUCACCCAAAGAGUGAGGCAGACAUUGGUGCAUGAACAAUGCCACUUGUGGAAGCCAGGGUGAUGUGAGGGGCUCGGCCACUACGCCCAUCCAACGAGCAGAGGAAAGAAUCCUAGCAGCCAGGGAGCCCACACACCUUCAGCUCCAGGAGGGCAGGUGUUGCGACCCAAGCCGCCUACACAGAGCCCCCCAGGUAGAUCUGCAGCAGCCACAGAGACAGCACCUGAUGUCAGAGUGGGCCACCGUGGGUCAACGCUGUCCGCCCUAUGAUAUCCAGGGGCAAGCACUCCCCCAAGUGGGAGGGUCGGCCUGAGAGAGUGGAGCCCGAGGACCCAUGGUCCACCCACACUUUUCAUUAUCUUUCUUUUUUUUCCUUAACAUAUUUCUCAAUGAAAAAAAGUUUCAAAAAAAUCGUAUUCACCUGUAAAUUUUGCAAUAACUCACCAUAUAUA
Messenger RNA from Betta splendens (Siamese fighting fish), 1969 nucleotides. RefSeq lists its product as uncharacterized. Lineage: Eukaryota; Metazoa; Chordata; Actinopteri; Anabantiformes; Osphronemidae. The record is from RefSeq and is a predicted model, not a curated record. Bases 96 to 734 code for a protein of 212 amino acids. The transcript is spliced from 8 exons.